Messenger RNA from Debaryomyces hansenii CBS767, 1782 nucleotides. RefSeq lists its product as uncharacterized. NCBI's taxonomy places the organism in Eukaryota, Fungi, Ascomycota, Pichiomycetes, Serinales, Debaryomycetaceae. The record is from RefSeq and is a predicted model, not a curated record. The transcript has a single exon. Bases 1 to 1782 code for a protein of 593 amino acids.
AUGUCUGCAACUUUGAAGUCAUUUGAUUUGAACGACGAUUCGAUUCCUUUCCGAAAGAUAAGGAGUCCAAAAUUAAGGAAUUUAAAUAGGCGCGAUCAGAAUGAUUCAGAUUUUAAUGGGAAUGGACAUUAUGAGGAAGACAUAGAAUUUGACGAUACGCGUAUGGAUAUAGAUAAUAUGAAACCUAAUAGUUCGUUUAAUGACGAGAAUAUGUCUGAUAAUAGACGAAGCGGACAUGACAGUUUCCAACUGCAUGAUUAUGUGAUGAGAGACACAACAACUAAGGUGCCAUUGAAAGACAGUCCCCACACAAAUAAGGCAUCUACUCCAGAUAUGCUUGAUAAAAUCAAUAAAUAUCGUUCAAAAAAUGGUACGCCAUUGAAAUUGCCACCGUUGACAUCGAGCCAAUUUUCCAAUAGUGAUAAUGAGAGCCAUUCUAUACCGAUUGAAGAAAAAGCCGAAGAUAGCCUUAUUAAACGUAGAAAACUCAUAUCCGACGACAAUAAGUUUUCACCGGGACGUACACAGGGAUCAUUAAAAAAGACUGCUCGUGAUUCUUCAAAUGGGCAUAUUGUUGCUAGUCCUACGAAAACGACGAAUAGGCCAAUGAAUGAAGCAAUUAUUACUCCACCUUCAAAUCUAAAAGUACGGCCGUUCAUUUUUGGUUCGGCUUCCAGAACGCUGCCCUCUGCAUCAGUUUCCAGAAAAGGUCUGCCUGAAGAGCAUAGGAAAACCCAGGUUUCUACUAGUAGACAUGAUGAAGAUAUUGAAUUUGAUUCCUCUGAUGUUGAUGGCGAAGAUGGUGAUGGAGCUACGCGAAGUAGACUAUUAUCCAGUACAACCAGAUUCAACCCGUCAAAUUCAAAUCAGGUACCAAAACCCUCUUCUGGUAUAAGCCAACAUACUCAUACAAGCAAUCAUAAUAAGGAUGAUAACAUUGAGCUGAGACACGAGCAACAAAUAUCACACGCAAACCCUACAUUCGAAAGCAAAAUUAAAGAUAUUCAAAAUACCAGUAAUAAGGAGACUAAUCAGACAGAGAAGUAUGGUGAUAUUUCCAGAGCGGAAAUUUUGGAAAAGAUAAAUAGUACGAUUAAUUCGUUAAUGGAAAAGGACAAAUUAGAAAGUUCUCCAUCUAAGAUAAACGUAGAGGAUGUUUUGCCUCAGAAUAUUGAUAAAGAAAUGAUGCAAGCUGAAUCUUCAGAUGAAUCACCGGAGGAAAUAAUGAAUGAAUUGGACUCAUUUUUUUCAGGAAAUAAAUCUAAUACAGUAAAUCAGGGGAGUGCAGAUUUUAACCAUAGAUCACCUUCCAAAUUUUCUAUAAGCAAUAACGAUCAGGGUCCAAUAUCGAAUGGACAACCCUCCAAGGCGACUCCAAUAAGGACUCAUUAUUCCAGGUUGUCAGGUAAAUAUGCUCGACAAAUAAUGAAUAGAAGAAAGAGCGAAAAUGCUUCAGAUAACGUAUAUCCGGAUAUGCCAGUGUUACAAGGUUCAAAUAAUAUGGCUCUGGGUUCAGAAUGGCCAACGAGCAAGUGGUUGAAGCUAAACAAGAUAUUACAACUGGGAAAAAUAGCUAAAAAGGACAUUAUUAACAGCGAAGUAUUAAUACAAAAGUUAGGAUGCGCUUCGAGGAGAGAAUUAAAACAAAGAAUAGAGUUUUUAGUUCAAUUCAAUGAAUCGAGAAAGAUUAGUAGGCCAAAAAAAAGAGCCAUUAGUAAUGCAAGGAAAAAUAAUCUUGGUCUGAAAUCUUCCAAGUCCGAAAAGAGAUUUCAAAUUAUAUAA